CUUUCCCUCUUCAUUUUUCCUCUACUCAUUCUGCUCCCAAUUUACACUUCACUGACACACACACAAACACCAAUUUCCUCCAAUCCAAUCAACCCUAAAAACCCCAUUUUUCUCUAGUGUCGGUGAUCCACUUCAUUUUCAAACACCAUAAAAAAAAUCCCAACCAAUUCACACCAUUGUUGAAUCCUUCAAAAAAAACCGCAACAAUGUCAUCAUCAACCAAGCCACCGCACUACGCCACAAGCGGUUUGGUGAUAGGUUACGCUCUCUGUUCAAGCUUGUUAGCGAUAAUCAACAAAUACGCCAUCACUCAAUUCAACUACCCUGGUCUCUUAACCGCUUUACAGUACCUCACUUCAGCUCUCGGCGUUUACCUUUUCCGAAAAUUAGGGUUUCUUCAUCACGAUCCUUUCACCAUUCCGAUCGCCAAGAAAUUCUUCCCUGCCGCACUCGUUUUCUUCCUCGCUAUCUUCACCAACACGAAUCUACUCCGUCACGCUAACGUUGAUACCUUCAUUGUUUUCAGAUCUCUUACCCCUCUUCUUGUUGCUCUCGCUGAUACCGCUUUUCGAGGUCAACCUUCGCCUUCUAACCUUACUUUUUUCUCGCUUGUUGUUAUUCUUGCUGGUGCCGUUGGUUAUGUUGCUACCGAUUCGGGUUUUACUCUUACCGCUUAUUCAUGGGCUUUUGCUUAUUUGGUUACGAUUACUACUGAGAUGGUUUAUAUCAAGCAUAUGGUUAUGAGUCUUGGGUUGAAUACUUGGGGUUUUGUUCUUUAUAACAAUGUCUUGUCUUUAAUGAUUGCUCCUUUCUUUUGGUUUCUAACUGGAGAGAAUUUUGAGGUUUCGAAUGCGAUUAAUUCGAGUACCGGGAGUUUGUUUGAGAUGAAUGCGUUUCUUGCGGUUUCUUUGUCUUGUGUGUUUGGUUUGCUUAUCAGUUUCUUUGGAUUUGCUGCGAGAAAAGCGGUUUCGGCUACUGCUUUUACGGUUACUGGGGUUGUGAAUAAGUUUCUCAUGGUGGCUAUUAAUGUGACGAUUUGGGAUAAGCAUGCUAGUCCUGCUGGUCUGGUUUGUUUGCUUUUUACUAUAAUUGGGGGAGUUCUUUAUCAGCAAUCGGUUACUGGGAAUUGUUCAAUGCUAUCAGUAUGAAAAAACCCUGUUAUUCAAAUGAUGUGAUUCAAACUGUUUGCUGAAUUUUAUGCAGGAAUGUUAAAUCUGAUCUCUGUACUGAACAUGAACAUAACAUGUGAUGUUUUUCAUUUUCAUAGAAAUAGUAUCAAAAUUCUGCAUGUGCUUGAUAUUAUGCUUAUAAGUAUAAGUAAAUGAUUACUUCAAGCAUUACACACUUGGUUAAUGUGAUGCAGGAGGAUUUUGAGGAGCAUGCUGCGAAAGUCAAGACUCUAAAAGAGAGUCCAUCAAAUGAAAACUUGCUUAUCCUUUAUGGAUUGUACAAGCAAGCCACUCUUGGACCUGUUACCACCGGUGAGUUUUC
Molecule: messenger RNA, 1491 nt
Organism: Lathyrus oleraceus (garden pea)
Lineage: Eukaryota; Viridiplantae; Streptophyta; Magnoliopsida; Fabales; Fabaceae
Product: GDP-fucose transporter 1
Exons: 1
Coding region: 207-1148 (313 amino acids)
Source: RefSeq, a predicted model, not a curated record